GUUUUUCUUGGGGUUUGAGCCGUAAGGACCAAACUCUUUCCGCUUUUACCGAUCAUGACGUAUAUCGACGCGAGUCAACCUUCUUUGUAUAUUUCGCUUGCGAGUAUCCUAUUCAAUCCUAUCUUUUGGAAUAUAGCGGCGAGAUCAGAAUAUCGUAGCAAAAUCCUUACCAAACUUGCUGGCGGUAAUCCUCGACUUGGAUGCUACGGAUUAGCAAUCACCAUUUUCUCCCUCGGUAUUAUUCGUGAUUACUUGUACAAGACCGCGUUAGAACACCAGCCAACCAGUGCUUUGCUCUUGUCCGCUCCCGCUCAGCUCCUUGCGGCGGCUUUGUUCUUGACCGGAAAUGUGUUGGUAUUAUCUUCAAUGUGGGCCUUGGGUGUCACGGGCACGUACUUGGGUGAUUACUUCGGUAUCUUGAUGGACCACAGAGUUACUGGCUUCCCUUUCAAUGUGUGCGACAACCCAAUGUACAUUGGUUCCACUCUCAGCUUCCUUGCAACUGCCUUAUGGUACGGCAGCCCUGCAGGUCUCUUCCUCACCAAUGUUGUCUUCAUUUUGUACAAAAUUGCUUUGCGUUAUGAGGAACCCUUCACCGCCAUGAUCUAUUCCAAGAGAGAUUCAAAGAAGCAAUAAAUGCUUCCCUCACAUGUAUUCAUAAAUAAAAAGCAAACUAGAUGUAUUCGCAGAAAGGGGUUCAAUAGUGUUUUGGUGAUGCGUUAUUACAGUCGUGGUUGCCCGAGCUCUAUCAGAUUAUUCGACUGGGCAUAGGCCACUUGGACUCUGUGAAAUUGAUUAAAAAGAAUUCAAUGCGAU
This is a messenger RNA of Radiomyces spectabilis, 816 nucleotides long. RefSeq names its product phospholipid methyltransferase-domain-containing protein. Gene Ontology annotation, molecular function: S-adenosylmethionine-dependent methyltransferase activity. The record is from RefSeq and is a predicted model, not a curated record. NCBI's taxonomy places the organism in Eukaryota, Fungi, Mucoromycota, Mucoromycetes, Mucorales, Radiomycetaceae. Gene Ontology annotation, biological process: phosphatidylcholine biosynthetic process. The transcript has 6 exons. Bases 55 to 636 code for a protein of 193 amino acids.